CAAGCAAGAUGGCGCUGGACGGUCGGCACGGAGGAUUUUUAAGUCCCGAUUCGUUGACGAUAGACAACGGACACGAUCGUCUGCAGACCCUGGCACCAAGUAAUUCAAUGGAAGAGCUCCAUCAUGUGCAACACUUCAUUGAGCUGACCAAGAAAAACAUUCAGGAGCUCUUGGCCAAGUUCCAAGACAACACUAAUCCGUCUUCUAUCUUCAUUGAGGAAUAUGAAGAGCUGACCGAGAAACUCAACGAGCUCCAGGUGCGCAAGCAGGAACUGCAGGAGUGUAUGAGCAAUGGCCGGCAGUCACCCUCGCCGGUCCCCUCCCCCUACAACCCAGAGCCGGCUCCCCACUACCCCCUACAUCCGCUCAAGACGGUUCCAGCCCAGGACGGCCAUGCGCCUGUCCUGCACACCCCUUACCGGCCGCUUGAGGGGUCUGUGCGGACCCACAUCCGUGACGACGCUGGCGUUGCAAAGGAGAUCCCAACAUCUCCACCUGUCAGUAAAUACGUGCGAGCCUAUUUGCCUAACAAGCAGAGAACAUCAGUACUUUGCAAGCCAGGCACCACGUUGCGGGAUGCCCUAGCCAAAGCCAUGAAAAUGCGGGAGCUGACCGUGGAUAUGUGCAAUGUCUUCAAACGCAACCCCAGGCACCCUGUCCCCUGGGACACCGACAUGAUGUAUCUCGCAGGGCAAGAGAUUUGUGUUGAGGUGUCGGAACAGUACCCCACAGCUCGCAGCAUAUCUCACAAUUUUGUCAGGAAGACUUUCUUCACGCUGAUGUUCUGUGACAACUGUCACAAGCUCCUAUUCCACGGUUUCCGAUGUCAGACCUGUGGCUACAAAUUCCACCAGCGGUGCGCCAGCAAAGUGCCCACACUAUGCGUGGCCGAGAACCUGUACAAGAUGCUUCUGAUGAAGAACGAAGAGGAGGAUGACGUGGACGAGGAAGAGCCGGACUCUCCCACCACCCCAGUCAGGACGACUGAUACCCCCAAGGCCACACUGCCCCGAGAGCGAUCCACCUCCGCGCCCAACGUCAGCUUCAACGCCGUCAAUGCAAUCACCACCACCACCGAGGGGUUCAGCGACACCAAGUUUGUGUUUAAAAGCAACCCAGCAGAUCUUGGUGCCAGACACACGCACGCAGUAAGCCCUGCGAUUGGUGUGGUCCGGCCGCGCCAAAUAAGCUUCACGCCUACCAUAGUGAGCGCUGGGCGUGAUAAUGUCUUUGAUUACAGCCCAACCAGUGCACUACCUGUGAUGUCUAAUCUAGCCUCCAGUCUACCCAACUCAGAGGUUCACAGUCCAAAUAGAAUUGUCACCAGUAACCAAGCCUCACCCACACACCGAGAUCGCUGGAAGAACCGAGGUCCCAACAGUUCCACCAGCUCAGCCGAAGACACUAAAAUCAAAAAGCCUAGGCAAAGGAGGGAUUCGAAUGACGACUGGGAGAUCCCCACUGAAGAGAUCCAGAUUGGCCCACGGAUAGGAUCGGGAUCAUUUGGAACCGUGUUCAAGGGGCACUGGCACGGUCCUGUGGCGGUCAAGCGGUUGAACGUGACGGACCCCACUGCCUCCCAGCUGCAGGCCUUCAAGAACGAGGUGGCGGUCCUGCGCAAGACCCGGCAUGCCAACAUCCUGCUGUUCAUGGGCUGCACCUCCAAGCCCCAGCUGUCCAUCGUCACCCAGUGGUGCGAGGGCUCCAGCCUCUACAAGCACUUGCACGUCCAGGAGACCAAGUUUGAGAUGUACAACCUGAUCAACAUUGCCCGGCAGACGGCGCAAGGCAUGGACUAUCUGCAUGCUAAGAACAUCAUCCAUCGAGAUAUGAAGUCCAAUAACAUUUUCUUGCACGAUGAUCUGACGGUGAAGAUUGGCGACUUUGGCCUGGCCACUGUCAAAUCAAGAUGGAGUGGUUCUCAGCUCUGUGAGCAACCCACGGGCUCCAUCUUGUGGAUGGCUCCGGAGGUGAUCCGGAUGAGAGAUCCCAACCCCUACUCCUUCCAGUCUGAUGUCUACGCCUUCGGUGUGGUGUUGUUUGAGCUGGUCUCAGGCCAGCUGCCUUAUUCCAACAUCAACAACAAGGACCAGAUUAUCUGGAUGGUAGGGCGUGGCUACUUAUCUCCGGAUACUAACAAGGCCAGAAACGACACGCCCAAAGCCCUGAAGCGACUCAUCAUAGACUGUUGUAAGAUGAACCGUGAGGAGAGACCCCUGUUCCCACAGAUCUUGGCCUCCUUGGAAGGUUUAGCCCGCCUCCUCCCCAAGGUACAUCGCAGCCACUCCGAGCCCUCCAUGAACCGGGCCCGUUUCCAAGCCGAUGACUUCAUGUAUUGCCCCUCUCCCAAGACACCCAUCAACAGCCAGUUUGGUGCAUUCCCCUUCUUCACUGGAACGGGAGGGCUGUAGGCAUUGAAUAAAUUGUUAACAAUAAAUUGCCUGGAACGUGAUUGCCGGGACUAGGGCUUCUUGACGACCCCCUGUGUCAGGACCCCCGUUUUAAGGCGAGUGUAUCUCGCGGCUGUCUGCAAGACAAGUGACAAGAACUUUGACUUGAGGGGACAUUUUUUGACUGGAGUGAAUGUCGUUUGACUUACGAUGGGCAAAAGCCCAACAACAAUUGUGAGCAGCCGUGCACAGGUCCAGCUGACCAGAUCUCUGUGACAACGGUGUUGGUUUUCGGAGUGGCAGAGUGCAGGUGGCACUACUUAACUAACAUCUGCGGCAAAUUCUUACAUCAGACAGUAUUUUUUUGAUGCAUUAGUCUGAAGUUUUUCACCACACUGUGCAAAUACUGCCAUGGAUGCAUGUGUUUAAACCAAUGAGAGACAGCUGUACUAUCAGACCGUGCUCAGUCCACUGGAGUAAGAUAACUGUCUCGUUCUGAACUCGUCUUUGAAGACAGAGACCUUGGUGUUCUCAAGACAGCAGGGAACGGAACCAACACGAGCUGUGCUUCAAGUCAAAAGUGGAUUUCUACAUGCCUUCUGCCCUAGAACUGAAAAGCCCACAGUGGGAGCCCGGCACAUUGCAGAAGAGCCUAAUGCUGAGUAGGUUUCCAGAGUUGGGCCAUUUCUUGCUGUGCAUUUUCAAGCGGUCUUUUACGGCAACUGGCCAAGAGUUUAAUACUUCAGCGUUGGAGAGAUAAAGAAGCCUGCAUUGCUCUGUGUCUCCCUGUACAGAAGAAAACAUGGAUUCUUUGUGUAUACAGAGAAGUUGAUUCAGUCUCGACUUCCAGCCGUUCUCUGUUUUACCCAGCACACCCGGCUUCAGUCUAAUUGGUGCAGUGUUUGUAACUACCACCAAAACAAAAACCAAAAACACACCAGGUGUUUUGCUGUUACAACUUCUGUUGAAUCUUCUGAUUCACAUUGGUUUGAUGUUAACACGCUGUCAAUAUAGAGAACUGUUUACAUUUUAAGCAUUUGGUGAAAUUGUGGCAAUCAGUUGGAACCGUGGAAAACAGCCAAUACUCAAUUUUUUUUAAACAUUUUAAAUUAUUGUGCUUUUGUUCUGUAAGAGGAUAGGUGUUGUUUCAGUGGAGGGAAGUUUUACGGUGUGCUACAGGAGAAUGUCAAGUUUUAAUUCCUUAGUUAUGUUUUAUAAAACAGACUUUUUUUAAAUUGUCGAACUGUAAAUGAUUUGAAGGAGCAAUUUCAGUCUUAGAGAAAUUACUUUAAUUUCAAAGACUUCGAUAAAUUGGACUUUCUCAGAUUGAGGGCUGGUCCCAUCAAAAAGGCUUUACAUCCUCUAUAAUGUAAUUACAGACAUGAGGUGGAAUUUUAAAAACACAAAAGUUACCUUUUUUUUCCAUGAACUCAAACUGCAUUUGCUUACUAGAUGUAUACAAAAAAAUGCAUAUAUACUGCCGGUUCAGUAUACAGAAACUAAACAUUAAAAAAGAAGUGCUACAAUUAACCUGUGUAUGCCUUUACUAACAUGACUGUACAGUUUCAACCAAAAAAAAAGUAGAAAACAAAAAAAAAAAUCAAAAGGAUUUCAUGAAAUGGUGUUUAGUUUACAGGCAGUGGGAAAUGUUAUGAAGAACGUGCAGUCUUUUAUGUUUUUCAGAACAGGGAAGGUGUGGGUGUUGUGUUGGCCCGUGCAUUUUGGUUUUUCAUAUACAGAAGGUAUUGCUUACAAGCUGGCUGUCAUGAAUGUGCAGUCAGAAUAAAGGGGAGAACUGACUACUUUAGUGUUAGGGUAACAAAACUCAAACCAGUCAAGAAAAUGUUGAUCUUUCAAGUGAAAUCAAGACAUAUUUAGAGUAGUUUUCGGUGGACUGUACUGAAGUUGUAUGUUCCUGCCUGUGGAAUAAUCAUUUUUGCUGUAGCCUGUCAGUCCUCCUGAUCAUGGGGCUUAGUUUGAGUCGCCACCAAGAAAACAACAAAAUUAAUAUGGAUCUGGCGGAAAUGGGGAUAAGUCUUGUGUGAAAAGUCAUUAUUUCCCACAGUGGCACAUGCUUAGGCAGCAUUGCUGUCCAGCUAGGCAUCCUGAGUGGCCUGAUACUAAUAUAGUUCCCGCUCACUUUUUGAAAAAAAAAAUGGUAUUAGCUGGUCAUCCCAGAUGGGAUUUCUGGGGUGGGGAAAGUAGAGUGAUGCUGUUUUUAUGGAAAGGCAAGUAAAGGAUUUGGGAAAUGUGUAUCUUCAUGAAAGCAUUGGCAAUAUGUAGUUUCACCAGUUUUAAAUGCAAGUACCAUAAUGCUGUAAAUCAGUAUAUCAAUUUUCAACAACAAAUGCCAACUUUCUCCCUUUUUGUUUUCCUUUGGACGGGGAAGGGGAGAGAAGAACUUUUAAAAUAUUAAACAGUUGAAGUAACUAUUCAAAUAAGAAAUUAAUGUGUAUUAAGCAUGGCCAAAAUGAAUUACAAAUGAUGAAUUGUUGCAAAAAUAUGUUAUGAUUUGUCACUUGUUUACCAUUUCUCAGGCAUGGUGGACCAGCUUUCUAAAAAUUUAUAUGAGAAAAAUGUUUAACAAAUUUCACUGUCAUUGAUAGUAACAGUGGCAUUAUUUAAACCUGUUGUAAUGUUUCGUAUAGUGGGAAAUAGGACUAUUUGUCGACUUGUAUCUUGCUCAGAACAAAAAUCCUAACUCCUUAUGUUGCAGGUAAUGCAGUUUAUUAAAAAUCUGUACAGCCUUUUUUUAAUACAAAACAACCAAAGGUCAUUGAACUCAUGGAUGCUACAUAGCUGAAGAAUCUAAGUAUACUGAAUUCUUGAAGUUCUUAGUCUUUUCCUCAAAAAAUCUGAGCAAGGUCUUGGUUUAUAAGUUGACCAGACUUCUUAGAACUGCAAAAACUUUUUGUGGGGGGGGGUUGUGAUUUUCAUGCACUUUACCAACUAGUUCUACCACUCAAAGUUUUACCUAUGAAAAAAGUUGUGUAUCAUUUUAAUGAUAGGAUUAUCUGUCUUGUACUUUUAGUCUUAAAGAUGUAUUUUUUUUAAUUUUCAAAGUGUAAUAAUUAUGAAGAUAAUUUGACUAGAUAGACUGAUACAUGAGACGCAAACCUGGUUCUUAUUUUACAAAUUGAUGAUCGUUUAUUAUUAUUUAUGUGUGUGUAUAUUACAUUUUGCCUUGUAAGAUUUUUUUCUAAAGUGUAUAAAGGGGUGUUUUUCUCCCCGGGCGUAUCCUGCAGUGUACCAUAGUAAAGACCGCCUAUUAAUACUUGAAAUGUCAACUCUCA
Acanthaster planci (crown-of-thorns starfish) is the source of this 5683-nucleotide messenger RNA. RefSeq names its product serine/threonine-protein kinase A-Raf-like. Lineage: Eukaryota; Metazoa; Echinodermata; Asteroidea; Valvatida; Acanthasteridae. Gene Ontology annotation, cellular component: cytosol; mitochondrion. Gene Ontology annotation, molecular function: ATP binding; MAP kinase kinase kinase activity. Gene Ontology annotation, biological process: protein phosphorylation; MAPK cascade. The record is from RefSeq and is a predicted model, not a curated record.